Messenger RNA from Harpegnathos saltator (Jerdon's jumping ant), 2590 nucleotides. RefSeq names its product inhibin subunit beta (gene Actbeta). Gene Ontology annotation, molecular function: growth factor activity; cytokine activity. Lineage: Eukaryota; Metazoa; Arthropoda; Insecta; Hymenoptera; Formicidae. The record is from RefSeq and is a predicted model, not a curated record. Bases 14 to 2032 code for a protein of 672 amino acids. Gene Ontology annotation, cellular component: extracellular region. The transcript has 5 exons.
CGCGUCCGUCGAGAUGCACCAGGUGCCGUACAGAACGGCGGGACGCACCUCGAGCGAAGGCCGAAACGAUAGCUUCUGGGAGCAGUCCGGGUGCUGCAGCAGAGUGCUGCCGCAAUCGCAGCCGCAGCCGCAGCUGCCGAGGUCCCGCGGUCGUGCUCGCGCCCGUGCUCGCGCCCGUGCUCGCGCUCGCGCUCGUGCUCGCGCUCGCGCUCGCGCGCGCGUCCGCGCCCGCGCUCGCACCCGCACCCGCACCCGCACCCGCACCCGCACCCGCGCCCGCGAUCGCGAUCGCGCGCGAACAUCGCGCCGAUCGUCGUCGCUCGAUCGUCCACGUUCGGUACGGCUUGUCGCGGCCGGAUCCGACGAACGUCGCAAGUCCCCGCAGUGUCUGGGCCCGGUGCGAGCCCUCUCCAGCGGCGGCAGCGGCGGCGGUGGCUAUUACGGCGGCACCCCGCCGUUGUUGCCGUCCAAUUUGCUCCUCAUAGGCCUGGCGCUCUGUUGCUUGGCCCUGCCGGCGGUGCAGCCGCGUCUCACCAGUCAUCACCAGACUUGCCCCGGCUGCCCGCAUCAGCAGCAGCAGCAGCCGCAGCAUCAGCAACACCAGCAGCAGCAGCACCAUCAUCAUCAUCAUCAUCAGCAGCAGCAGCAGCAGCAACAUCAGCAGCAGCAGCAGCAGCAGCAACAUCAUCAGCAGCAUCAGCAGCAGCAGCACCACUAUCACCACAUGCACGAGGGCGCGAGGGCUGGUAUUUUCAAGGACACCAUCGCUGCCGCGCCCAGUCCGGACGAUCUCAGGCUGGAGGCGAUCAAGCAUCAGAUCCUGACGAAGCUCGGGCUAAGGUCUCGCCCGGAUGUCAACAGGACGUUGGCCACGGUGCCGCGGCACUUGGCCUUGGAGACCCUUUACCGGGCGGAGGCGCAAACGCCGCCGCGUUACUCCGACCGGUCGAGGGUCGACUACGAGAGUGAGUAUCCGGGCGAGUUCCUUUAUGCCGGCGACGAGUAUUCGUACAGGAAUCUUGACCAGCGGCCGGAGGAGGCCACCACGACGGAGGGUAACGCCAGGACCACCUCCAGGUCCCAUCAGGGAUACGACGACGUCCAAGAGGAACUCGACGACUUCUACGCGAGGACUUCGGAGAUUAUCACCUUCGCCGAGCCCGGGCACACGUUGAACGGCCAGCCAUUGCUGGAAUUCCCGAUGUCGAGCGGUGGACCGGCAUUGGAACCCCUGAGAAUCAAAAGGGCCACCCUCUGGGCGAGAGUGGAGCUCAAGCACGCCCAUCACUAUCAGCAUCAUCGUCACAGCCAGAUCAACCAAAGGAACAUCACCCUCUGGGUGUUCAGAGUGCACUGCGGUAACACGACGCAUCUCCGGGGCAAGGAGCUCGGGCAACACCUGGAAAUGGUGACAUCUCUCGUGGUGAACGUCGGCCAGCUCGGCUGGCAGAAAUUCGACGUGACGAGGGUCGUGAGCAGUUGGUACACGGCGAGUUACUCGAAAGAUAAGCUGACGCUGCUCGUCGACUGCAGCGGGUGCGGCUCGCACGUCCACGUAUCGACCUUCGACGAGCACACGCGGCACAUGAUCGAGUCGUCCUUAAAUCCAAAAGGCGAUCACGAUCCGGACAGGCCGUUUUUGGUGGUGCGUACAGAUCCGGCGGCUGCGAAGCGCGUGAGGAGACGAGCGAUCGAGUGCAACGGCGCGAUCAAGGGCCAAUGCUGCAAGCAGAGGUUCUACGUGAGCUUCUCUCAGCUGGGAUGGGACGAUUGGAUAAUCGCUCCUCAAGGAUACUACGCCAAUUACUGCAGGGGUGACUGCGCGGCCGGUCACAGGACGCCGGACACGUUUCUCAACUAUUACACCCACGUGAUCGAGGAGUACCGGAAGAUGGAUCGGCUAGCUGGUAUGCAACCGUGCUGCGCGCCUCUCAAGUUCUCGCCGAUGUCGCUCAUUUACUACGGCCCAGACUCGAACAUCAUCAAGAGGGACCUGCCGAAGAUGGUGGUGGACGAGUGCGGCUGUCCCUAGGCGCACUCGGCCAGGAGGACAGGACGUGGAGGACGAUCGGAGAGCGAGAAUGCGUUCCGCUUCGCGACCAAGUGGAAGUAACAAUCGCGAAAGCUUGCCGCGAGGAAGUGGCAACCGCCGCAACCGUCGGGCCCGGUCCGGCGAAUCGGUCCACAAACCGUCCGAAUUCUGCGAUCUGGUGAGGCUCGUCUCGCGCGAAACGGAGAAAGCGGCGGCGUGCCGGAAACCGAACGAACGCGGGGUGGUUGAUACCUGCCCCGAGGACGACCGCCCGAGGGUAAACCGGUAAUCGCGCGAGGGUGCUUGGUAAUACCGCUUAAACAAAUUACUCGCCAUCGGCCGACGAUCGUGAUCGCGCACUACGCUGCGAUCCGCGCGGUCGGCGAUAGUCCCCGAUCGGGGAGAAAUUAGAAAUCGGAUUAGACUGUCGAAUUGGCCUUUCUAAGGUAGAACAGUCGAGUACGCGUAGAAUAGAGAAAAAGAGACCACACUCUGGUCGUAAUUUGUAAAAAGAGAUUAAAAAGAGAGAUAUGGCGUCUCGGUUUCAAAGCGUCGUUU